Messenger RNA from Larimichthys crocea (large yellow croaker), 5480 nucleotides. It is a transcript of the gene uggt2, whose product is annotated as UDP-glucose glycoprotein glucosyltransferase 2. The transcript is spliced from 42 exons. Gene Ontology annotation, cellular component: endoplasmic reticulum. Gene Ontology annotation, biological process: ERAD pathway. Gene Ontology annotation, molecular function: UDP-glucose:glycoprotein glucosyltransferase activity. Bases 339 to 4937 code for a protein of 1532 amino acids. NCBI's taxonomy places the organism in Eukaryota, Metazoa, Chordata, Actinopteri, Sciaenidae. The record is from RefSeq and is a predicted model, not a curated record.
GUGGGAAACCGUUUUGAGCUGCUCUUUAGCUGUCUACGGCUGUGCCAGAACAAAUCACAACUUCACCACCGGGUUUUCUCAAACUUUAAACUCUCUGUCACUACAUGUUUCCGUGUGAACACGUUGAACAAACAUCGCUUUAAAUAACCAACCGUCGUGUUUAAUUUUAAACGUAACGGUCGUGUCACACUCGAAUAACGGUCAGCGCGAGACACCAACGUCAACGCCGGUUAGUAGCUACACGGGCUGCUAGCUGCUUAAAAUACCGACCUGACUUCGCUUUGUAUGGAAACGGACAGCAUCUCCAACAGGGUUCAUGUUACGUCGAGCCGGAGAUAAUGAGGAAGGUUAUUGUGCUGUCACUGUCACUGCUGCUGCUCAACAUUCAUCAUGUCAUAUCGGCACCCAAAGGCGUCACUGCCAGUCUAAAAGCAAAGUGGAACAUGACGCCUUUCCUCCUGGAGACAAGCGAGUUUAUUGGAGAAGAUGGAAAUGAGAAAUUCUGGCAGUUUGUUGACACUGUUAAGGAGCUCACUGUAUACAAACAGGGAGAAUCCGUGCGCUCGUACUACAACUUGAUCCUUAAGAAGGCUGGUCAGUUCCUCACAGAUCUUCAAGUUAAUCUUCUUAAAUUUGCUCUGUCCCUACGGUCAUACUCACCAGCUGUUCAUGCAUCCCAACAGAUAGCUAGUGAUGAGCCUCCGCCUGAGGCUUGCCCUGCCUUCGUCUCCAUCCACGGUCAACAUAGCUGCAGUACCAAGGAAAUCAAGAAGCUCCUGAAGGCAGCUGCAGGCAGGCCAAAACCAUAUUUAUACAAGAAUGAUCACACAUAUCCAGGGGUCAAUAAAACAGAUGUGCCAGUUGUGAUCCUCUAUGCUGAGAUUGGCACCAAGAAGUUCACGAAUUUUCAUAAGGUGCUGGCAGAGAAGGCUGGAGAGGGCAAACUUGUGUAUGUGCUACGGCAUUAUGUAGCGGAUCCAAAGCCUCAAAAAAUGCUUUUAUCUGGGUAUGGUGUUGAGUUGGCUAUUAAAAGUACAGAAUACAAAGCUGUGGAUGACACCAAAGUAAAAGAUUCAAAGACAGCUAUAAAUGCCGAGGAUGAUGAUAAUGAUGAAGUACAAGGAUUUCUCUUUGGAGCAUUAAAGAAAUCUCAUCCUGAAAUCCAGGAGCAACUCAGUGAGUUUCGUAGACAUCUCCUGGACAGUACCAACGACAUGGUACCUCUCAAAGUAUGGGAAAUGCAAGAUCUUAGUUUCCAGGCUGCUGCCAGAAUCCUGUCCGUGCCAAAGUUUGAUGCUUUGAAGCUCAUGCGAGACCUUAGUCAGAACUUCCCGAGCAAAGCCAGAUCACUGACAAGAGUGGCCGUAAAGCAGGAAAUGAGAAAAGAAAUUGAGGAGAACCAAAAGCAUCUCAGUGAAACCAUUGGUCUUCACCCGGGAGACGGGGAGCUCUUCAUCAACGGACUGCACAUUGAUCUGGACAUUCACAACCCUUUCAGCAUUUUGGACAUUCUCAGAGGAGAGGCCCGAGUCUUGGAGGGGCUUCAUAACCUAGGCAUAAAAGGGGAACAUCAGGGGAAGCUGCUCAGGUUACCUGUGAACGCUGUGGAUGACAGCUAUGCCUUAGAUAUCAGGCAUCCAGCUAUAAUGUGGAUAAAUGACAUUGAGAAUGACCCAGUGUACCGCAGCUGGCCAACAGGUGUACAGGAGCUUCUCAGAGCCACCUUUCCUGGAGUCAUCCGGCAGAUCCGACGCAAUUUCUUCAACUUGGUGCUGUUCUUAGAUCCAGUCAGAGAGGAAACUGUUGAGCUGGUGAAACUAGCAGAGCUUUUCUACAAACACAAGAUUCCCCUGAGAAUUGGAUUUGUGUUUGUUGUCAACACCGAAGAUGAGAUUGAUGGCUCCUCAGAUGCAGGGGUUGGAUUUUACCGACUGCUGAAUUACAUUGCAGACGAGUACGAUUUAUCCCAGGCUCUGAUGUCUAUGCUUUCAUUAUACAACAGAAUAGGUGUUGGGGAGACGCUGUCUGUUGAUACAGUCACUGAUUAUCUGAAGAAAAAAUUCCCCAAAGCCAAUGCUGAACGGAUUCUAAGUGCAGAAUCUGAGUAUGACUACAAAAGGCAGGAUGGUGCCCUCUUCUACAAAAAGAGUGGUCUGGGUGACCUACCUCUGGCUUUAUUUAACGGAGUCCCUCUGAGCUCAGAUGAGAUGGACCCAGACGAGCUGGAAACCAUCAUCCUGCAGCGCAUAAUGGACACCACCACUGCCUUCCAGAGAGCUGUGUUCAUGGGUCAGUUGACUGAGGGCUCAGAUGUGGUGGACUAUCUAAUGGAGCAGGCCAACGUGGUUCCCAGGAUGAACCCUCUUAUUCUAAACACUGAGCGACAGUACCUCGACUUCACUGCCAAGCCAGUCGUGGAUGAGUGGGAGGACACAACUAUGUUUUCAUAUUUGGACUCCAGAGACAAAACAGCCAUCAUGGCUAAGAGAAUGAAGUACUUCACACAUAGUGAUCCGGAUGGCAUGACUGCUGUGACCUUGUGGAUAGUCGGAGAUUUUGAGAAGGUCCCAGGAAGAAAACUUUUGCUCAAUGCUCUGAAACAUGAGAAGGCCAACCCUGGAGUACGUGUGGGGGUGAUAGAUAACCCCAGCGGAAAGCCCAGCGAAGAUAACACUGUGCUGUACAGGGCUAUAUGGGCCUCUCUCCUCACCCAGAAGAAUAAGGUUUCAGUAGAGUUUGUGCAAAAACUCCUGAAAGAGGAGAGCAGCCAGCUCCUCCAACAGGGCGCCAAGAUGAAGGAUUUACUGAUUCAGGGCAUGGAUGAAGAUGCCUUUGAGAAAAAGUUCAACACAAUAGAAGUGGAUUUUAUACGUAGUCAGCAGCUGUUUUGUCGAGACGUCCUGAAGCUGAGUCCUGGGCAGCGGGCAGUGAUCAGCAACGGCAGGAUACUGGGUCCGUUUGAAGAGCAGGAGGAAUUCACCGUGGAGGAUUUCCACUUGCUGGAAAAGAUUACACUCAGCGGUUCUGCAGAGAAAGUCAAAGCCAAAGUUAAACAGAUGGGGAUGAAGCCAAAGCAUGCCAGUGACUUGGUUAUGAAAGUCGACGCCCUCCUAACUGCAGCACCCAAAGGAGAGGUCAGAAGGGGUGUCCGCUUUGUCAAAGACAGCCACAGCGUGCUCCAUCUCUCCCCACGUGAAAACGAGGUGUUCUACGAUGUCGUGGCCAUUGUUGACCCACUCACAAGGGAGGCACAGAAGAUGUCCCCUCUGCUGAUUGUGCUCAGUCAAGUGGUCAAUGUGAGACUGCAGGUGUUUAUGAAUUGCAGGGCCAAGUUGUCCGAGAUGCCCCUCAAGAGCUUUUACCGCUUUGUCUUGGAGUCCGACGUGGCUUUCAUGGCCAACAACACAGUGUCUCCAGGACCAGUUGCUCGCUUCAUGGAGCUCCCGGAGUCUCCCCUUCUCACCCUUAAUAUGAUCACACCGGAGAGUUGGAUGGUGCAGGCUGUCCGCAGCCCCCAUGACUUGGAUAACAUCCACCUGCAAGAGGUGAGCGGGGUUGUGACAGCAGAGUAUGAGCUAGAGCACCUUUUACUGGAGGGCCACUGCUUUGACCUGUCAACCGGCCAGCCUCCCCGCGGCCUGCAGUUUACCCUGGGCAUGAGUCGGGACCCGCUCAUGUAUGACACUAUUGUCAUGGCUAACCUGGGAUAUUUCCAGCUGAAAGCCAAUCCUGGUGCCUGGACCCUAAGAUUACGUAAAGGGAGAUCAGAGGACAUUUAUCAGAUUCUCACGCACGAUGGAACCGACUCCCCUGCAGAUGCUGGCGACGUCAUAGUUGUGCUCAACAGUUUCCACAGUAAGAUCAUCAAAGUCCGAGUGCAGAAAAAGGCAGAUAAGAUCAAUGAAGACCUUUUAAGUGAAAAUAGUGAAAGCAAAGGCAUAUGGGACUCCAUAGCAAGUGUUUGGAGCACUUUUGAGAAAAGCAUCACGGGCGGCGGCUCGAAGAAGGACGACGCGGAAAAGAAGAAAGAGGACGUUCUGAACAUAUUUUCUGUGGCGUCGGGCCAUCUGUACGAGCGCUUUCUGAGAAUAAUGAUGUUAUCCGUCCUCCGGCACACUAAAACGCCUGUCAAGUUCUGGUUCCUCAAGAAUUACCUCUCCCCCUCUUUCAAGGAAACCAUCUCUCACAUGGCAGAGUCGUACGGCUUCCAGUAUGAGCUGGUGCAGUACAAGUGGCCACGUUGGCUCCACCAGCAGACUGAGAAGCAGCGCAUAAUCUGGGGAUACAAGAUUCUCUUCCUGGAUGUUCUGUUCCCUCUGGCUGUGGACAAGAUCAUCUUUGUGGACGCCGACCAGAUCGUUCGUGCUGAUCUGAAGGAGUUGAGGGAUUUAAACCUGGAGGGUGCUCCUUAUGGCUACACGCCGUUCUGUGACAGCCGCAGAGAGAUGGACGGCUAUCGCUUCUGGAAAACUGGCUACUGGGCCUCACAUCUAGGACACAGGAAAUACCACAUCAGCGCUCUGUACGUAGUCGACCUAAAGAAGUUUCGAAAGAUCGCAGCAGGUGACAGAUUACGAGGCCAGUACCAAGCCCUGAGCCAAGACCCCAACAGUCUGUCCAACCUGGACCAGGACCUUCCUAACAACAUGAUCCACCAGGUGGCCAUCAAGUCUCUUCCACAGGAGUGGCUGUGGUGUGAGACGUGGUGUGACGACACCUCGAAAGUCACAGCCAAGACGAUAGACCUGUGCAAUAACCCGAAGACCAAGGAGCCAAAGCUAACGGCGGCGGCGAGGAUCGUGCCUGAGUGGGUCGAAUACGACAACGAGAUAAAGCAGUUACUGAAACAGGUCCAGGGACAGGAGGACACAGCGGCGCAGAAACAGACUCACUCUUCACAACAUAAAAAAGCAGACAACCAGCGUGAUGAACUUUAGUGUCUGCCAGCACCACGCUGAAGAGGAAGGAGGCAGCUCCUGUUGCACGGCGGCCACCUGUGAAGCUUGAAGACAGACAAUUCCAUCUAAACUUAGCCAUGGAGUGUUACAUCCCCAGCCCCGAGAAGUGAUGUGAUAUUUUCAGAGAUGCCAUAUCUGCUUCUGCCGCAGUCAAUACGUCUUACAAAUUUAACACGCCAUGUUAAGUGUUAACUGCAAACUGUGAACUCGCGGUGCGCUAUCAGCACUGCAGUCAGGUAUCGGUGAGGGUGUGUGUGUGUUACUGGAGGGUGAAGUCAAAAGACGAAAGGUGUGAGGUCAGCGAGGACGCUCGAUUCGGUUUAGAUUGCACUGAUGAUGUAUGAAAAGAAUCUAAUCUCAAAGUUGAAGUUUUUUUUAUGUAAAAUUAUUCAAAAAAGCCACUUGGUCAUUUUAAUUUCAGUGCGUUGACUGAAAUGUCCAAAGUUGUAUCUGACUUAAAGCUCGUCAUGUUUUUAAAUUUCACAACUUGCUGCAAAGUUGUUACAUUAUGAUUAUUACAGA